AUGGCCAAGGCCAAGGAGCCGAAAGGCGUCCAGAACCGCAUCAUUUAUUCCAGAGCCUCAUAUCUUUACCAAGCAGCCUCAUACCUCGCCAGUCAAAAUCGCCAACCAGGACAAGAUGCUUCAUCAGAAUCCUCGCCCUCAGGUCAUGAGCACAGUGCUCCAGCGCCAACAGCCAACGAACAAAGAGCUACGCAGAAUAUGUCUCGCCAUAUCGCCUCUAGCUUACGGGCUGUUUCUUUGAAGGCCCAGAUUCGACAAAGUCCAGCCAUGAAGCAGACCAUCUGCAAAUUCUGCGACACCCUCCAGGUCGAAGGAGAGACUUGUACCUCAACCGUGGAGAACGCCAGCAAGGGCGGGAGGAAACCCUGGGCAGACGUCCUUACGAUACGUUGCAAGACGUGUGGAAACGUCAAGAGGUACCCCGUUAGUGCGCCAAGGCAGAAGAGGAAGACCUUGCGAGGACCGAAGCCCGAUGAGCCUAUGGAGGAUGGCCAUGAAUCCAGAAACCAAAGUUUGAAUAACUUGAUACCAAUCUCCUAGCGGCUACGAUGAGAUGCGAAGAUCGUCAGAGCUGCGGAAAAGCGAGCCGUCAGAAGGACACCGAAGUUGGUCCUAACACCAGAACCCCUGGAUACCAUGCAACAAAGAAUCAUCUUUGGAAAAUCACAUGGGAGGUGGUGUAGAGCUGGCUGUGCUCGCCCUUGAAGCCAAGCCUUGGAACCCGAAGCUGAAUGCUACGAACAAAGCCAAGGUCUUGAACGGGAGGCGGCGGACUCCAUCACAAGCACAUGUCUGGUAGAUGUCUGAAGUGAUUCGCCAAUAUAGAUUCGGCGAUGAUCAUAAAUCGCCGUAAUAGAACAUGGCUUAAGCCACAAU
Molecule: messenger RNA, 876 nt
Organism: Fusarium vanettenii 77-13-4
Lineage: Eukaryota; Fungi; Ascomycota; Sordariomycetes; Hypocreales; Nectriaceae
Exons: 2
Coding region: 1-540 (179 amino acids)
Biological process (GO): tRNA processing
Cellular component (GO): nucleolar ribonuclease P complex
Source: RefSeq, a predicted model, not a curated record